Molecule: messenger RNA, 5880 nt
Organism: Megalobrama amblycephala (Wuchang bream)
Lineage: Eukaryota; Metazoa; Chordata; Actinopteri; Cypriniformes; Xenocyprididae
Product: mucin-2
Exons: 12
Coding region: 1-5709 (1902 amino acids)
Cellular component (GO): extracellular matrix
Molecular function (GO): protein binding
Source: RefSeq, a predicted model, not a curated record
AUGAACUUACCACUCAGGGCCACCAAAGGUGGUAACAACUGGUCUAACCAGCUACCAACAACUACAGCCACAACCACUUUAGAAGAGUUAACAGCUACUUCAUCUGAGACGUCAUCAUCUUCAAGCACAUCUUUCCCAGUGACACAAACCUCAGUACCAGUCGUUACAUCCACGCAACCAACAACGCAAACAAAGACAACUGAAGUGCCAGUCACAACACUUGUGUCCACAACAGUGAGUGCUGAAUCAUCCACUGCAUAUGAACUUACCACUCAGGGUCUUUCUUCAACAACAAAACCAGUCAAAGCUGAAACAACUCUUUCAACAACCACACCAGCCACCCCAUCCACUACUGUCCUUGUCGAGGAGGGAAGCACCACUGUCCAACCACCUACAGAAACCUCAGCUCCAAGCAUUGUCUCCACAACUUCAAAAUCAUCUACAGCUACUCAAACAACUGGAGAAGUAACAACAACUGAGACUGUAACUGAGAAUGAAUUGACCACAUCUCAGACACCUUUGUCCACCACCAGGCCACCAAAGGUGGUAACAACUGGUCUACCAACAACUACAGCCACAACCACUUUAGAAGAGUUAACAGCUACUUCAUCUGAGACGUCAUCAUCUUCAAGCACAUCUCUCCCAGUGACACAAACCUCAGUACCAGUCGUUACAUCCACGCAACCAACAACGCAAACAAAGACAACUGAAGUGCCAGUCACAACACUUGUGUCCACAACAGUGAGUGCUGAAUCAUCCACUGCAUAUGAACUUACCACUCAGGGUCUUUCUUCAACAACAAAACCAGUCAAAGCUGAAACAACUCUUUCAACAACCACACCAGCCACCCCAUCCACUACUGUCCUUGUCGAGGAGGGAAGCACCACUGUCCAACCACCUACAGAAACCUCAGCUCCAAGCAUUGUCUCCACAACUUCAAAAUCAUCUACAGCUACUCAAACAACUGGAGAAGUAACAACAACUGAGACUGUAACUGAGAAUGAAUUGACCACAUCUCAGACACCAUUGUCCACCACCAGGCCACCAAAGGUGGUAACAACGGGUCUAACCAGCUUACCAACAACUACAGCCACGACCACUUUAGAAGAGUUAACGGCUACUUCAGCUGAGACGUCAUCAUCUUCAAGCACAUCUUUCCCAGUGACACAAACCUCAGUACCAGUCGUUACAUCCACGCAACCAACAACGCAAACAAAGACAACUGAAGUGCCAGUCACAACACUUGUGUCCACAACAGUGAGUGCUGAAUCAUCCACUGCAUAUGAGCUUACCACUCAGGGUCUUUCUUCAACAACAAAACCAGUCAAAGCUGAAACAACUCUUUCAACAACCACACCAGCCACCCCAUCCACUACUGUCCUUGUCGAGGAGGGAAGCACCACUGUCCAACCACCUACAGAAACCUCAGCUCCAAGCAUUGUCCCCACAACUUCAAAAUCAUCUACAGCUACUCAAACAACUGGAGAAGUAACAACAACUGAGACUGUAACUGAGAAUGAAUUGACCACAUCUCAGACACCAUUGUCCACCACCAGGCCACCAAAGGUGGUAACAACGGGUCUAACCAGCUUACCAACAACUACAGCCACGACCACUUUAGAAGAGUUAACGGCUACUUCAGCUGAGACGUCAUCAUCUUCAAGCACAUCUUUCCCAGUGACACAAACCUCAGUACCAGUCGUUACAUCCACGCAACCAACAACGCAAACAAAGACAACUGAAGUGCCAGUCACAACACUUGUGUCCACAACAGUGAGUGCUGAAUCAUCCACUGCAUAUGAACUUACCACUCAGGGUCUUUCUUCAACAACAAAACCAGUCAAAGCUGAAACAACACUUUCAACAACCACACCAGCCACCCCAUCCACUACUGUCCUUGUCGAGGAGGGAAGCACCACUGUCCAACCACCUACAGAAACCUCAGCUCCAAGCAUUGUCUCCACAACUUCAAAAUCAUCUACAGCUACUCAAACAACUGGAGAAGUAACAACAACUGAGACUGUAACUGAGAAUGAAUUGACCACAUCUCAGACACCUUUGUCCACCACCAGGCCACCAAAGGUGGUAACAACUGGUCUACCAACAACUACAGCCACAACCACUUUAGAAGAGUUAACAGCUACUUCAUCUGAGACGUCAGCAUCUUCAAGCACAUCUCUCCCAGUGACACAAACCUCAGUACCAGUCGUUACAUCCACGCAACCAACAACGCAAACAAAGACAACUGAAGUGCCAGUCACAACACUUGUGUCCACAACAGUGAGUGCUGAAUCAUCCACUGCAUAUGAACUUACCACUCAGGGUCUUUCUUCAACAACAAAACCAGUCAAAGCUGAAACAACUCUUUCAACAACCACACCAGCCACCCCAUCCACUACUGUCCUUGUCGAGGAGGGAAGCACCACUGUCCAACCACCUACAGAAACCUCAGCUCCAAGCAUUGUCUCCACAACUUCAAAAUCAUCUACAGCUACUCAAACAACUGGAGAAGUAACAACAACUGAGACUGUAACUGAGAAUGAAUUGACCACAUCUCAGACACCAUUGUCCACCACCAGGCCACCAAAGGUGGUAACAACAGGUCUAACCAGCUUACCAACAACUACAGCCACGACCACUUUAGAAGAGUUAACGGCUACUUCAGCUGAGACGUCAUCAUCUUCAAGCACAUCUUUCCCAGUGACACAAACCUCAGUACCAGUCGUUACAUCCACGCAACCAACAACGCAAACAAAGACAACUGAAGUGCCAGUCACAACACUUGUGUCCACAACAGUGAGUGCGGAAUCAUCCACUGUAUAUGAACUUACCACUCAGGGUCUUUCUUCAACAACAAAACCAGUCAAAGCUGAAACAACACUUUCAACAACCACACCAGCCACCCCAUCCACUACUGUCCUUGUCGAGGAGGGAAGCACCACUGUCCAACCACCUACAGAAACCUCAGCUCCAAGCAUUGUCUCCACAACUUCAAAAUCAUCUACAGCUACUCAAACAACUGGAGAAGUAACAACAACUGAGACUGUAACUGAGAAUGAAUUGACCACAUCUCAGACACCAUUGUCCACCACCAGGCCACCAAAGGUGGUAACAACGGGUCUAACCAGCUUACCAACAACUACAGCCACGACCACUUUAGAAGAGUUAACAGCUACUUCAGCUGGGACGUCAUCAUCUUCAAGCACAUCUUUCCCAGUGACACAAACCUCAGUACCAGUCGUUACAUCCACACAACCAACAACGCAAACAAAGACAACUGAAGUGCCAGUCACAACACUUGUGUCCACAACAGUGAGUGCUGAAUCAUCCACUGCAUAUGAGCUUACCACUCAGGGUCUUUCUUCAACAACAAAACCAGUCAAAGCUGAAACAACUCUUUCAACAACCACACCAGCCACCCCAUCCACUACUGUCCUUGUCGAGGAGAGAAGCACCACUGUCCAACCACCUACAGAAACCUCAGCUCCAAGCAUUGUCUCCACAACUUCAAAAUCAUCUACAGCUACUCAAACAACUGGAGAAGUAACAACAACUGAGACUGUAACUGAGAAUGAAUUGACCACAUCCCAGACACCUUUGUCCACCACCAGGCCACCAAAGGUGGUAACAACUAGUCUAACAAGCCUACCAACAACUACAGCCACAACCACUUUAGAAGAGUUAACAGCUACUUCAUCUGAGACAUCAUCAUCUUCAAGCACAUCUAUCCCAGUUACACAAACCUCAGUACCAGUCGUUACAUCCACGCAACCAACAACGCAAACAAAGACAACUGAAGUGCCAGUCACAACACUUGUGUCCACAACAGUGAGUGCUGAAUCAUCCACUGCUUAUGAACUUACCACUCAGGGUCUUUCUUCAACAACAAAACCAGUCAAAGCUGAAACAACUCUUUCAACCACCGCACCAGCCAUCCCAUCCACUACUGUCAUUGUCGAGGAGGGAAGCACCACUGUCCAACCACCUACAGAAACCUCAGCUCCAAGCAUUGUCCCCACAACUUCAAAAUCAUCUACAGCUACUCAAACAACUGGAGAAGUAACAACAACUGAGAUUGUAACUGAGAAUGAAUUGACCACAUCUCAGACACCUUUGUCCACCACCAGGCCACCAAAGGUGGUGACAACUGGUCUAACUAGCCUACCAACAACUACAUCCACAACCACUUUAGAAGAGGAAACCUCAUUCGAAACAACCAAAACAAUAAAUAAAUCCACCAUUUCACCAAUUACCACUACAAAUGUUUUCUACUCAUCCACAUCUAGGGAGACCUCAAUUGCUCCCAUUACACAAACACUGCCAUCUUUUACUCAGACCCUUCCUGUGACUACAGAAUCUGUUUUCUCAACUACUCCUAUUGUUUGUUGUUUUGUUAAUGGCACAGAUUUUCAAUCAGGUGAUAUCAUUUAUAAUGUUACUGAUGGCUUUGGUUGGUGCUUCACGGCAUACUGUAAUUCAACUUGUCAUAUCGUGAAGAUUUCAACAUCUUGUGGAACCACUCCAUCACCAUCCAUUUCUCCUGAAACAACCACAUAUUCUAGUGCAUCAACAAUAGGCACAACACAACCUGUCACAUUAAUAUCCACAACUAAUACAAACACAGAAGUAACAACUACAACCUUUGGGCCUAAGUGUGAUGCUCUUGAUCCACCAAGACAGCCCAAUGAUACUUGGCAGAGUGGAUGUCAAAUGUGUGAGUGUGACAGUGAAACACUGAGGGUCCUUUGCCAGCCUGUUACUUGUGAUGUUUCACCACCUGUAACUUGUGAUAAGCCUGGACAAGUGCUUGUCAACACAACAAUUGACUGCUGUGAGAUCUCUGAAUGCAGCUGCGAUAAGAAUCUGUGCCCUAUUCCCACACUACAAUGUCCACUGGGCUUUAUACCAUCCAUCAGCGUAACUCCAGAUAACUGCUGUCCAGAGUAUGUUUGCUCACCCAUGGAAGUUUGUGUCCAUAAUACCACAGUGUAUCAGCCUGGCUCUCCUAUACCAAGUGAUGAUCCUUGUACACAUUGUUAUUGUGGUGGGGAUGUAGAUCCUGAAACAAAUCUUCUUACUCCAGAGUGUAUGAUGGCUACCUGCAACUAUAACUGUCCAGAGGAUCAGGAGUACCAAUCUAUUCCUGGUCAGUGCUGUGGAGAGUGUGUUAGCACAAAUUGUGUGGUUAUGUAUGACAAUGUCACAGUUUCCAUUUCAGUUAACCAGACAUGGCAACCAACUAAUGACAAAUGUGUGAAAUACGAGUGUGAACGAAACAACGGUAACUCAUUGGCAGUUGAGAUUAAGACUGCUUGUCCUGCCUUUAAUGCUGAAGAUUGUAUUCCUGGAACAGAGACAACAGAUGCUGAUGGCUGCUGUAAAACUUGUACACUGGACAACAAAUGUAAUGUCCAGAAGAACAGCACCUUCUUGGUCAGCAAUGGCUGUAUAAGCAGCACACCUGUGGAAAUAACUUCUUGUGCAGGCUUGUGUGGUACCUCAUCAAUAUACUCUGUAGAAGCGAACGCUCUCGUGCAUUCAUGCUCGUGCUGUCAAGAAAUGACAACCACCAGAAAGGAAGUGACUCUGACUUGCCCAGAUGGGUCAAACAUCAACCACUCAUACAUUCACAUUGAGUCUUGUGGCUGCAGGGCCAGCGAUUGCUCUGGUCAAUCUGCUUCCUCAAAGAGACGCCGGAGGAGAUCGUGAACCUACAUUUUUAACAACGUACAGUAGAGCCAUUUCAAAUGUAUCUUAUGGCAUGAAUCUGUAAAUUUUAAAACUUUUAAAUGUUUGUGAUAAUUAUCUCUAUGGUGUCAUGAGAAUGACAGCUCUUUUGUUUCUUGUCUAGUAGAUCUUAAUAAACUAAUGCAAACUGAA